Messenger RNA from Cadophora gregata, 1627 nucleotides. RefSeq lists its product as uncharacterized. Lineage: Eukaryota; Fungi; Ascomycota; Leotiomycetes; Helotiales; Ploettnerulaceae. The coding region runs from base 319 to 1413 and encodes 364 amino acids. The record is from RefSeq and is a predicted model, not a curated record. The transcript is spliced from 2 exons.
AGUUGCAUAAGGAGCUACUACAGAGAGAGAGAAUCUCCUAUAUAAAGGGGUAGCGUACUCAGUAGUACGGCCUAUAGUACUGAGUCUACGCCUACAAUCCCUAUAUUUCUAACACGCUCCGAUGGAAUUUGAGCUGGAGCUUGAGCUUGACUGCCGAGAUUUUGUUGUGAACCACAGCCUUGUUCAGCCUCGAGUACUCACACCCCACCAGCACUGAGAUACCAGAGAUUUGAUUGGGGCCAGUUUGAUAAGCUAUGCCAGUUCUAUCAAACGGAAUUGAGGCCAUACACGAGGCGAAGUGAAGGAAGAGAGGACAAGAUGUUCGACCUCCCAGAUGCAAAACGAGUACGCCGGGUAGACCUCAAUCGUUCACGCUCAACCUCCCCCUCCAUCUCUUCAGAAACCGACCCAACACAAAGGAAUGCAGAUAUAGAUGCAGAAGAUGCACGAACGGCUCUCUUGCAAGCCAAACUCGCUGCUUUGCUUGGCCCAGUGGAGUUUGAUACUCCUGUAAGGAGCGGACUGGGUAGUGGUGCUGGGAAGGAUGGGAAUGGCGGGGUUGAUGCUGGGACAAGCGGAGAUACAGAAAGAGCAGAUAACAGGCAGAGAAAAGAACAUGCUGAUAAAGGAAACAAGAGGAGGAAAACUGCAGAGGAAGAAAAGGGAGGAGACAGCAAUGGAGAUAUAGCAAUGGAUUCAGACUCAGGAUCAGACACAUCCAGCAACGACAACAAUCCACAACCCCUCCCCUCAACGCCACCCCAAGACCAAGAUCAAGAAUACGACUUCAUCCUCUUCCAACCCCCUUCCAAUCAAUCUCAGUCCUCCCAUUCCCACAAAAUAAUCCUCAGCACCUCCGACGAACCCACCGGUACAGGCCGCAUCCUCCGUCCCCGCCCCCGAGAAUUCUACAUCGUCCCCAAAGCCACAGGCGAGAAAAAGACACAAUUUAACUCUGCUGCUGUAACCGGACUGGAUAUCCUCGCUGAUAAAGGGAAGAGACACUGGGGAUUGGAAGUUGGGUGGAGAGUUAGAGUUUUGAGAAGAGAUGGGGUGCUUUUACCUCCUUCCAGUCUCAGCCUCAACAAACCCCAUACAACACUCAAGUCCACUAUUUCCAAACCCUUCAACCUCCCUGACCCAACCAUACCAGAAAAUCCACACACCAAACGCACCAAACCCAAUAAAAAACGCCGAAUUAUCCUGAGAGAGAAGAAAAGGAAGAGGGAACUUGCAGAGGAGGCGAGGAGGAAAGAGAGGGAAGGGAAGGAGGAGGCGGAGAGGGAGAAGAGGACGAGGAGGAAUAGGGAGAAGAAGGUUAAGAAGAGGUUGAAGGAGAAGGCUAGGAAGGCUGGUGGGGGUGGGGGAGAUGGAGGAGAGCUUGGGGAGGCGGAUUUGGAUGUGGAAGUUUGAGGUGGGGUCGAUGUCGAAGGAGGAGAUGAGGGACUGAAUCAAUUAUUGUUGUAUAAAUGAAGGCCUUUCAUCCAUAUCGAGAAAGAUACCUUACUAUUUGGUGACCACUCACUGACUUACUCACCCUCAAAGUCCAACAAAAUCAUUAAAUGUCCAAAUAAUAACGCUAAUCCUUCCCUCUCUUUCGCUCGCUCAUUUGCUUGUUCACUUUGCC